AUGGCGGACCCGUUCAAGGCUCGAACGUUGAAACGGAAGAACGUCAAAGGCCUCGCCCUCAAUGCGGCCCCCAAGGCCAACGAUGCCUCGAAACCCUCAGACGGCGAUGCUCAAAUCCCGGGUGCCAUUGGAAAUGCCGACCGCACAGAUACUCUCGAGAUUGGAUUGGAAUUCCGGCUAGACCUUCGAAGUGAGGAUCUGGUGACGCUGAAGGAACUGGGCGCCGGAAAUGGAGGAACUGUCUCCAAGGUAAUGCAUGCCUCGACCAAGGUCGUCAUGGCUCGAAAGAUCAUCCGAGUCGAUGCCAAAGAAAACGUGCGCAAACAGAUUCUACGAGAACUGCGGGUCGGCCAUGACUGUAAUUGCCCAAAUAUUGUGACGUUCUACGGCGCCUUCCAGAACGAGGCCCGAGACAUUGUUCUCUGCAUGGAAUACAUGGAUUGCGGAUCUCUUGACCGGAUCUCAAAGGAUUUCGGACCCGUACGAGUUGAUGUAUUAGGCAAGAUCACCGAAUCGGUGCUCGCAGGUCUAGUCUAUCUGUAUGAAGUUCAUCGGAUCAUGCACCGUGAUAUCAAGCCCUCCAACAUUCUAGUCAACUCACGGGGUAAUAUCAAGCUGUGUGAUUUCGGUGUCGCUACAGAGACCGUGAACUCAAUUGCCGAUACCUUUGUGGGUACCUCGACAUACAUGGCUCCGGAACGAAUUCAAGGAGGUGCCUACACGGUCCGUUCGGAUGUGUGGAGUGUUGGUUUGACCAUCAUGGAGCUGGCUGUCGGAAGGUUUCCAUUUGAUACAUCGGACUCGGCUGCCGGAGAUCGAGCCAGUGUUGGUCCGAUGGGAAUUCUUGAUCUCCUCCAGCAGAUCGUUCAUGAGUCUGCUCCUAAGCUGCCCAAGAGUGAUGCUUUCCCGCCCAUCCUCCACGAUUUCGUCGGAAAAUGUCUGUUGAAGAAGUCCGAAGAACGGCCAACUCCGCGAGAGCUCUAUGACAAAGACGCAUUUUUGCAAGCUGCUAAGCGCACGCCCGUGGAUCUUCAGGAAUGGGCCAUCAGCAUGAUGGAACGCCAUAAUCGCAAGUCAUAUCUGGCACCGCCGGCUCCCAAAUCCCUGAAAGAGACCGCCACGCCCACUUCGGGAGGUUCUUCGAGUCCUUCACCAGCGAACAGUUCGAAACCCUCUAUGAGCAGCAAAUCCUCGCGGACCCCGCAAUCGCAGCCUUCUCCGUACCAGCAAACCCCAACCUCCGGCGAUAUUACCGUGAACAUCGCCAGUGACUUGCCCACGCCGAACCGCAAGUACCCUCAGAAUCAACAGUACCCGUCGUCCCACUCUCCCCAUUCCUCCCACUCCUCCCACUCCAUGCGAUCUCCGGCCCCGGCCCCGCCCUCCCUAGAGCAUCUCUCCUUAGAGACCAAGGACGACGAGGAGUCCCGCUACGGCCGUCGCCCCACGCGGAACUACCUCAAUGACCCCAGUUCCACCCUGGACGCUCCAUCCCGCCCUUUUAUGAGCCCCCGGUCUGUCAGUUCGCACAACACCAAGUCUCGCACCAACCUGACCCCAAAUGCCCUUCCAAUUCGCAUGGCGCCUCCACCAACGCAGGCCCCACCGCCUCCACCUGUAUCCGCCGGCGGCAGCUGGCGUGGCUAUCCCGGUCAAAUGCCGACUUCUUGA
This is a messenger RNA of Penicillium macrosclerotiorum, 1671 nucleotides long. RefSeq names its product MAP kinase kinase Ste7 (gene ste7). The transcript is spliced from 4 exons. NCBI's taxonomy places the organism in Eukaryota, Fungi, Ascomycota, Eurotiomycetes, Eurotiales, Aspergillaceae. The record is from RefSeq and is a predicted model, not a curated record. Gene Ontology annotation, biological process: protein phosphorylation. Bases 1 to 1671 code for a protein of 556 amino acids. Gene Ontology annotation, molecular function: protein kinase activity; ATP binding.